CCGGGUCAACAGCUUAAGGCAGGGCACUACUAGUAUUCGAGCCUGCAACGGCAACCACCUAGAGUUAUCUGCAACCGCUUGUAUUCAGUCUCAUACCCACCCUUCCAACAACAAAGCAUGGCAACUCCCUACAUCCCUGGCCGCCUCGAUGGCAAGGUGGCGCUGGUCACAGGCUCCGGGCGCGGCAUCGGCGCGGCUGUAGCAGUGCAUCUGGGCCGGCUGGGCGCCAAAGUCGUUGUCAACUACGCCAAUUCAGACGCUCACGCUGCCAAGGUCGUCACCGAGAUCAAGCGACUGGGCUCGGACGCGGUGGCCAUUAAGGCCGACGUACGGCAGGUCUCGCAGACGGCGAAACUGUUUGACUCGGCCGUGGCACACUUUGGCCGGCUCGACAUCGCCGUCAGCAACUCGGGCGUGGUCAGCUUCGGCCACCUCAAGGACGUGACCGAGGAGGAGUUCGACCGCGUCUUCAGCCUCAACACGCGCGGCCAGUUCUUCGUCGCCCGCGAGGCCUACCGCUGCCUGAGCGAGGGUGGGCGCAUCAUCCUGACGUCGUCCAACACGUCGCGCGACUUCAGCGUGCCGAAACACUCGGUCUACUCGGGCUCCAAGGGCGCAAUCGACUCGUUCGUGCGCAUCCUCAGCAAGGACUGCGGUGACAAGAAGAUCACGGUCAAUGCUGUCGCUCCAGGUGGCACUGUCACAGACAUGUUCCACGCCGUCUCGCACCACUACAUCCCCGGCGGCGAGAAGUACACACCUGAACAGCGCCAGCAGAUGGCGGCCCACGCCUCGCCCCUCCACCGCAACGGAUUUCCUGAGGAUGUGGCGAACGUUGUUGGCUUCCUCGCUAGCAAGGAGGGCGAAUGGAUCAAUGGGAAGGUUAUUACUCUAGAUGGCGGGGCGGCAUGAUCGUGUAACCUGUUACUUGGGCUGCUAAUGUUCAGGGGGGGAAGGGUUGGCGGUGAGGUACAACCAGCAUGUAAUUCAAAGUGGGAGAAAGAUAGGGUUUGAUCCGCGCAAGGGGGGUGUCUCAUUCAAGUGGAACCCUAAGUGUGCAUACCUUCGUAG
Messenger RNA from Canariomyces notabilis, 1071 nucleotides. RefSeq names its product NAD(P)-binding protein. Gene Ontology annotation, molecular function: oxidoreductase activity. The record is from RefSeq and is a predicted model, not a curated record. Bases 118 to 912 code for a protein of 264 amino acids. The transcript has a single exon. Lineage: Eukaryota; Fungi; Ascomycota; Sordariomycetes; Sordariales; Chaetomiaceae.